GGGUCAUGACCUCCCAUGACUGAAAGCUUGCCAACUUGCUGGCAGGGGAGCACAGCCACGCAGUUUCUUACAAUUUUUCUUUCUUGGUCAGAUGAAGUGCGGGCUGGCACCUUCCGGCAGCUUUUUCAUCCAGAACAACUGAUCACUGGAAAGGAAGAUGCAGCUAACAACUAUGCUCGUGGCCACUACACCAUUGGCAAGGAAAGCAUUGAUGUGGUACUUGAUCGUGUUCGUAAGCUGACAGAUGCCUGUUCUGGACUGCAGGGAUUCUUGAUCUUCCACAGCUUUGGUGGAGGCACUGGCUCUGGCUUUACCUCCUUGCUGAUGGAGCGCCUCUCUGUGGAUUACGGAAAGAAGUCCAAACUAGAGUUUGCCAUCUACCCAGCCCCUCAGGUCUCCACCGCUGUGGUGGAACCAUACAAUUCUAUCCUCACCACACACACCACCCUGGAACACUCAGACUGUGCUUUUAUGGUGGACAAUGAGGCUAUCUAUGACAUCUGUCGCAGAAACCUGGACAUUGAGCGCCCAACUUACACUAACCUCAAUCGACUCAUCAGCCAGAUUGUCUCCUCCAUCACUGCCUCGCUGCGCUUUGAUGGUGCCCUCAACGUGGAUCUGACAGAAUUCCAGACAAACCUGGUUCCCUACCCACGCAUCCACUUCCCCUUAGUGACCUACGCCCCCAUCAUCUCUUCUGACAGAGCAUAUCACGAGCAGCUCUCGGUGGCUGAAAUCACCAGCUCCUGCUUUGAGCCCAACAACCAGAUGGUGAAGUGUGACCCACGACACGGGAAGUACAUGGCUUGCUGCAUGCUCUAUCGAGGUGAUGUAGUUCCCAAAGAUGUCAAUGUAGCAAUUGCUGCCAUCAAGACCAAGAGAAAUAUCCAGUUUGUUGACUGGUGUCCUACAGGCUUCAAGGUUGGGAUCAACUAUCAGCCUCCCACAGUAGUUCCUGGCGGAGACCUUGCCCAGGUUCAGCGAGCAGUCUGUAUGCUGAGCAACACCACAGCCAUUGCAGAGGCCUGGGCAAGGCUCGACCACAAGUUUGAUCUGAUGUACGCCAAGAGAGCGUUUGUGCACUGGUAUGUGGGUGAAGGUAUGGAGGAAGGAGAAUUUGCAGAGGCUCGUGAGGACCUAGCUGCCCUGGAGAAGGACUAUGAAGAAGUGGGAACUGACUCAUUUGAAGAAGAAAAUGAUGGGGAGUAAUUUUAAAAUAUACUUUGCUCCUACUGAGCACAGAAUUUUCUCUGUAUCACUGUACUGCACUUCUACCAUUACGUCACCCCUUUGUGUGCAAUAUACAGAAAUAUAGAAGGGGUCAUGUAA
Molecule: messenger RNA, 1329 nt
Organism: Cygnus olor (mute swan)
Lineage: Eukaryota; Metazoa; Chordata; Aves; Anseriformes; Anatidae
Product: tubulin alpha-8 chain
Exons: 3
Coding region: 16-1209 (397 amino acids)
Biological process (GO): mitotic cell cycle; microtubule cytoskeleton organization
Cellular component (GO): microtubule; cytoplasm
Molecular function (GO): structural constituent of cytoskeleton; GTP binding
Source: RefSeq, a predicted model, not a curated record